This is a messenger RNA of Colletes gigas, 366 nucleotides long. RefSeq lists its product as uncharacterized. The transcript has 4 exons. Bases 22 to 339 code for a protein of 105 amino acids. NCBI's taxonomy places the organism in Eukaryota, Metazoa, Arthropoda, Insecta, Hymenoptera, Colletidae. The record is from RefSeq and is a predicted model, not a curated record.
UCAUGUAUCACUGUUACGUUAAUGAUUUCAGUUAGUGCAUCGUUAAAGAAUACCCGUGUAAGCCGAGAGAAAGUCCCAUCGAUCAUUUACAGCAAGAAAAUAGUCACCAGAGACAAGAAUCGCAUCGUCUACCGAUGGAUCAUCAACGAAUCACGGAAGAGCUUCAGAGUCGUGUCAUGCAACUUGAAUCGGGGCAAUGAAAUUGAACAAGAAAAACAGGUAAAUCAGGACUCUCUUAAACAAAAAGCAGACACGAUGGCGAAAGUUGAUGAAAGCGAAGAAAAGUAUAAAGUUUUGGAAGAGAAAUUUGAGAAAUUGAAAGAUGUAUAUGGAAAAUGAAGAGAAGAAGAUAUCAGUUUAAUCAGG